This is a messenger RNA of Xiphophorus maculatus (southern platyfish), 1223 nucleotides long. RefSeq names its product nephroblastoma overexpressed (gene ccn3). Gene Ontology annotation, cellular component: extracellular matrix; extracellular region. Lineage: Eukaryota; Metazoa; Chordata; Actinopteri; Cyprinodontiformes; Poeciliidae. The transcript is spliced from 5 exons. The record is from RefSeq and is a predicted model, not a curated record. Gene Ontology annotation, biological process: cell adhesion; signal transduction. Bases 72 to 1124 code for a protein of 350 amino acids. Gene Ontology annotation, molecular function: heparin binding; integrin binding.
CCCCUGAACAAAGGGACUUGGUAGACUUUUUCUUCACUUAUAUUUUUAACUUUGUACUGCAUAACAAGAAGAUGACAAAUCUUUCAGCAGUUUUAUUUUUUUUCAUGACUGCACAGACAUUUGCAGUGAUCAGGGCUCAGGUGUGUCCUCGGCGAUGCCUGUGUCCUGCCGAGGUUCCAGUGUGUCUCUCUGGGGUGCCCCUGGUCCUGGAUGACUGUGCCUGCUGUCUGGUUUGUGCAGGUCAAAAAGGCCAAGCAUGCUCAGAGAUGAAACCCUGUGACACAAUUAAAGGGCUGCAGUGUGAUUACUCAGUGGAUGUUCACAAGAGAACUGGCAUCUGUGCGGUCAGUGUGGGUAAUGUGUGCAUUUUGGAGGGUUUAGUCUAUCAGCAUGGCCAGAUCUUCUUCCCAAGCUGUAAAUACCAGUGUGUGUGCCAGAAUGGUCAGAUAGCCUGCAUUCCUCGCUGCAACCUGGAUGUUAUGCUUCCUGGGCCCGAUUGUCCAAUCCCACGCAAGGUCCAGGUUCCUGGAGAAUGCUGUGAGAAGUGGGUGUGUGAGCCCCAGACUGAAGCAAGUGCACUGGGUGGCUUUGCCAUGGCCGCCUUUCGUCAAGAAAAAACUGUAGGUUUUGGAAGGUGGGACCCCAGGCUGAACUGCAUUGAGCAGACCACAGAGUGGGGGGCCUGCUCUGAAACAUGUGGCAUGGGGGUCUCCACCAGGGUCACAAACAAGAACAACCGCUGUGAGAUGGUGAAGCAGAGUCGGCUGUGUAUGAUUAGAUCCUGUGAAGACCUGCAGGGACAAUUGACUCAGGUUGCACUAAUGGUAAGAUUCAUUCAAUGCCAGAGGGUUGUGAGGAGCGACAAAGCUGUUCACCUUGAGCAUAAGAACUGCACCAGUGUUCUGGCCUACAAGCCUCGCUACUGCGGCACCUGUACAGAUGGACGCUGCUGCACCCCCCACCGAACCAAGACCACUCUGGUGAAGUUCCAGUGUUCCAACAACACAAUCACCCGCAAGCCAGUCAUGGCAAUCCUAACCUGUGUCUGCCACACCCAUUGCCCUAGAGACAAUGCUGCAUGGGAGCCAUCGCUGCUCCUAUACGGUGGCAUGACAGGAAGAUGAGUCCAGGUUGUAGCUAACGACAAAAUAAUUGCCGUAUUGAGUCCUGAAUAUUAACAUCCAGCACAAUAUUUAAUGCUGCCAAUAAUAUAUAUAAAAAAA